Molecule: messenger RNA, 678 nt
Organism: Pseudovirgaria hyperparasitica
Lineage: Eukaryota; Fungi; Ascomycota; Dothideomycetes; Acrospermales; Acrospermaceae
Exons: 1
Coding region: 171-392 (73 amino acids)
Source: RefSeq, a predicted model, not a curated record
GCGGUACUGCAGCCACGUCAAACGGAAUAUAGUCCGACCUCGUAUCGAAGCCACCGCGCACUGCACACACCGGCACAACCAGAGUGCCGCCGCAGCGGUCGAGAACGCAUCCGCCGAAUCACCAUCAUCGUAAUAUCAGUGACAUAACACGUCACAACGCCUGAUACUAGAUGUUCUAUACUUAUUCUAUGCGUGCGUGCGACGAUGCAGUUUGGGGAGUUCUGGUAGGCAGUUCUAGCAGUGCUAGUACUGUACGUCUGGCAGGGGAGGAGUGUGCAAACAGAGCCUCUCACCACCACACCAGGACCCAACCGCCGCACCGAGAGAAGUGCGCGAAAAGAUCUAAUAAUACAGAAGAGCCUAAUAUAGAAACACCCCAUCACCCCUUCUAAAGCCUCCCAACCAAUCAACCAGCCAGCCCAGGCCAGCCUUGCACACACGUAUUCCCUCGCACAAAGGAAAAGCCCACCGCGCGCGCCGGCGCGCGCGUGCGUGGUGUUUCAAUCCCCGUCUAUGGAUCCAUCCCAUCCUAUCCAUCUCAUCUCAUCUCAUCUCAUCUCAUCCAUCAAUCCAGGUCACCGGCAGGCAAGGCAAGACAAGGCCAGGACCAGGUAAGAAAGGUAAGGCAAGCCUGGCAAGGAAAGGUAUAGAGCAAAUCCCAACUCCACGGCGCUCGCC